This is a messenger RNA of Pyrenophora tritici-repentis Pt-1C-BFP, 576 nucleotides long. RefSeq names its product GFA domain containing protein. Gene Ontology annotation, molecular function: carbon-sulfur lyase activity. NCBI's taxonomy places the organism in Eukaryota, Fungi, Ascomycota, Dothideomycetes, Pleosporales, Pleosporaceae. The record is from RefSeq and is a predicted model, not a curated record.
AUGACCGAAAUGAGCAAGAAGAUUGCACUACCAUCCGAAGGCGCACAUGGCGACAUCAACGGCACAGCCACAGCAACAUGCUACUGCAGCACCGUCCAAAUCAAGGUGCCAACCGAAGGCCCCGGUCUCGUAGACACCUUCAUCUGCAACUGCACCGACUGUCGCAAAAUCACCGCCAGCAUGUUCGCCUCCAACUUCAUAGUCAAAAACACCCAUUUUGAACACCUUCGCAGCGAAGACAAAAUCACCCGCUUCAAACAAAAUGCCACGAUCGGAACCGGCCAGUCCAUGGAAAACAGCUUCUGCAGCGUCUGCGGCACGCUCAUGUAUAGACGCAGUAGCGGAUCCCCCGGUUUAAGCAUCCCGCGUAUUGGCACCGUUGAUGAUUUUGCGCUGCAUGAGACAAAGUUUAAGCCGAGGGUUGAGGCGUUUGCGAAGGAUCGGUGUGGGUGGUUGAAGGCGCCCGAGGUCGAGAGGCAGGUGGAAGGGGCGUAUUAUACGGGAGGGAAGGCAUGGAAGAGCUCGCAUGAUGGGGUUGGGGGUGAUGGGGAGGUUGGGGAGAGUUCGUCGCUUUAG